AUGGCGGAAGCCUGGCUUCAGGAGGAAGAGGAGGAGGAUUUGCGAGGGGCGAGCGACAGGGACCCCGGCUCCAGGCGCGUCUCGUCGGGGAACAGGAGGCGGCAUCCAGCAGAUCGUCCUGAUCGAAAUAAGCCAGACCAGGCACCACGCAGCUCUAGUCAAGGACCACUGUCUUCCAUAAGAGCAGCUAUCAAGAGAUCAUCAAGUCGUGCAGCAGCCCAGAUUGAACUGCAGAGAGAAAGGAGACGCCCGGAGAUCACUAUCUUAUCUGCAGAACCCAUAGGUCCUAGUCCUUGGUAUCCCGGAGUCCCAGGUGACUGCAUACCGUCUCCUAGGCAGGGCCAUUGCAGGCAGAGCGCUGCCCAUUCUCGGUCACUGUGGCGAAUCGACGAGCCUGUUGCUGCAGAACCUCCCCCAUCGUACGAGCAGGUGAUCCGCGAAAUCAACCAGCAGCAAGUUAUCGUGACGACUGCUAAUGCUGCUCCAAGACGCACGACCACCAGUGCCUCAACCCAGACUGACUUUGUGCAGGAGGUUGAGACUCCGGAGACCAGCAUCGGCGAAGCCAACCUUGUUAACAUAAGCAACACGACUCCGAGCACGGUUCCAGUUCCGAGACCACUGAAGCCCCCCAGGCCGCUGUUUCUCACCCCCAUACCUUCUGUGGAAAUUGAAGAAUCUUUAAUCUCAAUAGAAAGUAGUUCCAGCACGGAAGAAAGUAGUUCCAGGCGAGAAGGAAGUAGUUCCUGUAAAGAACAAAGUGUCCAAACCAACACUGAUGUUGUGGAGCGUCCCAUACCAAAGCCCAGGUCCUUAGUGAACUUGAAGGUACUUUGGAAAGAAGCUCCAAGUGAGACGUCUGACGGAGAAGAUAAAGAAAGUCUACCUGACUCGGACAGCAUACCUUUGUUCGAAUUGUGCCAAGGUCCAGCUACAGAAGACAAUUUUGAUAACCAAGACACAAUGGGAGACGGUGGUGGGCACAACAUUCAUUCGAGGAUCAAGGCCUUUGAAACACAGACAGAUUCUGAAAAUACACCUGGUUGUGCUCCAAGGCCUUUAAAAAGACCAGAAGCUGCCCCUCGAUCCUUUGGGCUUAAACCUGCAGUAACACACGCAAAGCCCACUUUAGCCCUGAAACCUUCUGUGGUCACAGAAAUUUGGGAGAUUCUGCUACAGGGACUGAAAGCAAACCUAUAGAGUGGGGAGGCAGGGGCCAGUACUGCUGCCGAAACCACAGUCUGCAAGCACGGCAGCUGUCUCAGGCCAGAACCACCCAAGAAAUCUAAAGUUAGUCUCUUUGCCGACGUUAAGGCAAGUGGCGGUGUGACGAAUGAUUCUUUUCACCUCAGUAAUGAAGCAGAUCGAACUCCAAAGGACAGACCUGAGGAUCGGAAGCUUCACGUUCCUGUUCCAGCACCGAGGCCUACAGUAGCAAAGAGGAUCACAUCUUUUCAAAAACAUCCCGCUAUUGCACCUAAGCCCUUUGCUCUAGCUCCUAGACCUUCAGUUGUGCCUGUGGCAAAGACCUUUAAGGUGCAGGAUGAAGGUUCUUCAACUAAUCAGCAGGCGCCUUCCCUACAAGAUGUCUCGAGUAGUGGGCAAGACCUGAUCAGUUUUGAUGAUGAUUUACCUGUAGCUCCAACAGGGGAUAACGUGACCUCAUUAGUGACAGUAGAUCCUUUUCAGACAUUGGUCAGAGGUGCAACUCUAAGGAUAGACACGACACCAGGUCAACCCCCUCCAGUGCGUAAACCCACAGUAAUUCGAAUACCCAACAAAUCAGUGUCCUCAGAAGACACGUUAAGUCCACCUCCCCCUCUACCUCUGGUGACUCCCGUUGGUAAUUUAUCUGCCCGGAAGCCCAGUGUUCUGAAUAAGACUGCAGUUACGGAACUUUCUGAUGGGCCAGGACCACCUGACACCAAACCUUGGCCACCUGCGGGCAAAGUCCCUCCUGCUCGUCGUCCAACGGCUAAAGUGGGCCCGGCAAGGCCACCCCCACCAAAGAUUGCAGCUGCACCUAACUCACUCCGCCGUUCUGCAUCUGAACUGGCAAUAUUCAACACCGACGCUAGAAAAACCAGUCCGAGUCGCCCCGGGAGGAAGCAAUCGAAGAGUCAAGUCUUACAGAAGAAUCGGCCCGAUCUCCCACCUCGUCCAAGUCCUGGGCACCCGCUGUACAAUCAAUACAUGCUGCCAGUGCCGCAUGGGAUUGCUGAGUGUGAGGUCAAUUCCAAGGUCUCGGGAGACCUGUCCUUCCAGCGUGGCGACGUUCUUGUUCUCCAGCGUCGUGUUGAUGGCAAGACUCUCCGGUGCCAGAAGGGCCUUGAGACUGGCAAGGUUCUUCAGUCUCAUAUGACAAUAAUCACUCCAUUGGAUGAUGAACAAGUGAAGGUGUCAGGAAAGAAACCUUCUCCGCAGAGACAGCCAGAUGGAGACCGAAAUGCUCCCCACGCAACAGUGCUGCAUGACUUUAUAGCAGAGCAAAAUGAUGAGCUGAAUCUGAAGGCCGGAGAUGCUGUGUAUUUGCUGGAAAAACUGGAUAAAGACUGGUUCAGUGGAAAAUGCAAGGGACAUACUGGAAUUUUCCCUGCUAGCUUUGUCAAAGUUGUUGUUGACCUCCCUGCAAGUGGCUUACAGGAAAGAAAUACGAAGAAAGUUGUGAAUAAAGGACCUCGAUGUGUGGCUCGUUUUGACUUUGAGGGAGAGCAGCCUGAUGAGCUUACUUUCUUCGAAGGAGAUGUUAUUGCACUGAAAGAGUAUUUGAAUGAGGAAUGGGUUCGAGGACAACUGAAAGGUCACGUUGGAACGUUUCCUCUGAAUUUUGUAGAGAUUAUCGAGGACCUCCCGAUGCCAGUAUUGCAGCCAUCGCAGAACACAUCGGUGUCCUCGGGUUUUGGCAUGUCUGUGAGUGGCAAGACAGAAGAUACCCCCGUGACCAGUCAGAUUGAAGACUUGGGCACAGAGUGGUGUGAAGCACUUUAUGAUUUCAAAGCGGAGGAUCCUGAUGACCUGUCAUUUAAACAAGGAGAUCGGAUUCUGAUCAUGGAACAGCUAGAUGCUGAGUGGUACAAAGGGAAACUGAAUGGGCACGAGGGAAUAUUCCCGACUGCGUUUGUUCAGUUCUGUUCAGGAACCGUGAAUUCAGUAAAACAAACUUUGGGGAACAAGAGAGGCAAAGCCAAGGCAUUGUAUGAUUUUGCAGGGGAGAAUGAAGAUGAGCUCACUUUUAAGGUUGGAGAUAUGAUUGUCGAGUUGGAAUCAAUAGAUGCUGAUUGGAUGAAAGGAGAACUACUGGGAAAAGAGGGAAUUUUUCCCAGGAACUUUGUCCAAAUUGUUCAAGAGCCAUUGUGACUUUUCCUUCACUUGUGCUGAAGUGGUAAAGCAGAGCAUGACUGAAUUUUAUCAAUCAUGCUCCGUGACCUUUUGUACUGAAGGUGACCAAAAAGAGCUCAAUGACCAUUUGUACUGAAGGUGACCAAAAACUGGAAUGAAUUAACCCUUGAGAUGAAGUCAAUCAAAUGGAUUCCACAGUUGUGAAUUUGGAUGCACUGCAGUCACUUGGGUAGGUGUAUGGGUCAGUCUUGGAUAUCCACAUUUUCUUCAGUUAAUGAGCACUACAGAUUGUAUUUUUGUACCACAAUGCCACUCAGUCAUAAUGAAUGUUGCUGUAGUGAUGUUUCAUUGCAGAUUCAGAGAGCAAGACACCAAUCACAUUAUCAUCAACAGGAAUUGCCUGUACAUACUGAUAUUGACAUCAAAAGGGCUGGUUUUCCCUUUUGUGCUGUCAUCUUUCAUUUAUAUUUUCUCUCUCUUUAAUACUAACCUCAAAAGUGCCUAUUUACAUCCUGUUCCUUAUCUUUCAGCUACUGAUCUUUUUAAAAAGCUUUUUUUAAAAGUUCUAGCAUUACAAUACUGAUACGGUAUUAUUGUCAAAUGACAACUGGCUAUGGAUGGUACUGAAUUAUUCUGGUGUGCGUUCUUCACUGCUCACUUUUGCAAGAAUGAUGACUUUAUAACCUUUUGAAUAAACCAUAUUUAUUUCUUAA
Molecule: messenger RNA, 4052 nt
Organism: Callorhinchus milii (elephant shark)
Lineage: Eukaryota; Metazoa; Chordata; Chondrichthyes; Chimaeriformes; Callorhinchidae
Gene: sh3d19
Product: SH3 domain containing 19
Molecular function (GO): protein binding
Source: RefSeq, a predicted model, not a curated record